UGGUUUAACGUGUUACACCCGGAAGUGAUGUGAAAUUAUCAGACUUCUCCCUGAAAACAACAUCCGAACCCAGAACCCCGACUGGACGUGUUCCCGCCGAGCAGAACCGGGCCGAGAUGUGGAUCGAACCGGAGGAGGUUCUGUUGGCCGGAGCUCUGUGGGUGUCCGARCGGGCCAACCCGUUCUUCGUCCUGCAGAGGAGGAGGGGGCACGGCCGCGGCGGGGGGCUGUCCGUGACCCUGGUGGUGCCGUGGACCGAGGUGAUCCAGCUGGAGAAGAAUGCCACGCUGCUGUUCCCGGAGAGCGUGUGCGUGAGCACCCGGCACACCAAGCACUACUUCUCCAUGUUCCUCAACAUCAACGACACCUUUAAGCUGAUGGAGCAGCUGGCCAACAUCGCCAUGCGCCAGCUGCUGGACAACGAGGCGUUCGCCGCCGACCGCUCGCUGCCCAAACCCUGCAAGACGCUGAAGAACGUCUCCGCCCUGAAGAGAUGAAGGAGAGGAUGAAGGAGGAGGCGUGGAACAUCCACUUCUCCGAGUACGGCCGAGGAGUCUGCAUGUACAGAACCUCCAGAACCAGAGACCUGGUUCUGAACGGGUUACCGGAGAGCCUGCGAGGGGAGCUGUGGCUGCUGUUCUCCGGUGCUCAGAACCAGCUGGCGUCCCACCCUGGGUACUACGGCGACCUGGUGGAGCAGGCCAUGGGGCUGUGCUCGCUGGCCACGGAUGAGAUCGAGCGCGACCUGCACCGCUCCAUGCCUGAGCACCGGGCCUUCCAGAACGAGACGGGGAUCGCCGCUCUGCGUCGCGUCCUCACCGCCUACGCACACCGAAAUCCGGGGAUCGGGUACUGCCAGGCCAUGAACAUCGUCACCUCCGUCCUGCUGCUCUACUGCACCGAGGAGCAGGCCUUCUGGCUCCUGGUGGCCCUCUGUGAGCGCAUGCUGCCCGACUACUACAACACCAGGGUCGUAGGGGCUCUGGUGGACCAGGGAGUGUUUGAAGACCUGACCCGGGAGUUCCUCCCCCAGCUCUACGACCACAUGCAGGAGCUGGGCGUCAUCUCCACCAUCAGCCUGUCCUGGUUCCUCACCAUCUUCCUGUCCGUGAUGCCGUUCGACAGCGCCGUCCUGCUGGUCGACUGCUUCUUCUACGAGGGGAUCAAAGUCACCUUCCAGGUGGCCCUGACGGUUCUCCACGACAACAUGGAAGCUCUGCUGUCCUGCAGCGACGAGGGCGAGGCCAUGACCAUCCUGGGCAGGUACCUGGACAACGUUGUAAACAAACAGACCGUGUCUCCGCCCAUUCCUCACCCGCACGCCUUGCUGACGAGCGGMGACGACCCUCCACCUGAGAUCGACGUCUUCGACCUCAUCAGGUCGUCCUAUGAGAGGUUUGGCAGCCUGCGCUCUGAGGUCAUCGAGCAGAUGAGGUUCAAGCAGAGGCUGAAGGUCAUCCAUUCCCUGGAGGACACAGCCAAGCGGAGCGUGGUGAGGGCCGUGAUGACGGAGUCGGCCUUCAGCAUCGAGGAACUGGAGGAGCUCUACUGCCUCUUCAAGUUCAAACACAUGACCAGCUGCUACUGGGGCUCCAGCAGCUCUGCGGCGGAGCGCCACGACCCCAGCCUGCCGUACCUGGAGCAGUACCGGAUCGACCCGGUCCAGUUCGCCCAGCUCUUCAUGGCGCUCGCUCCCUGGGUCUGCGGGAGCCACACCCCCAUCCUGUCGUCCCGCCUCUUCAGGCUCCUGGAUCAGAACKGCGAUGGGCUCGUCAAUUUCAAAGAGUUCAUCACCGGGCUCAGUGGGAUGUAUCAUGGAGACAUGAUGGAGAAACUGAAGCUGCUCUACAAGCUCCACCUCCAGCCAGCUCUUUGUCCUCAGGAGGCGGAGUCUGCUUUGGAAGCCACACAGUUCUUCACCGAGGACGAAGCAGGAGAAUCUUCCUUCCUGUCUGAUUUGGACUCUUUACGGCAACAGGAAGUGACAUCAGGUGAAGAGAUGAAGGAUGAAGAGGAGAAGAAAGAGGUGAAGGACUACAGGUACUAUCUGAGGAUGUGGGCGAAAGAGAAGGAGCCCAAAAAAGAAACGAUCAAAGACUUGCCGAGGAUGAACCAGGAGCAGUUCAUUGAGUUCUGUAAGACUCUCUACAACAUGUUCAGCGAGGAGCCAUCGGAGCAGGAGCUCUACCACGCCAUCGCCACCGUCGCCAGCCUGCUGCUGCGCAUCGGAGAGGUCGGCAAGAAGUUCGGCAACGGCGGCAAGAAGCCGGAGACCCAGGCCCCGCCCACUUGCCCGCAGCAGGAGGAGGGGGCGUCGGCCGAGGCGCAGCUGUGCCAGGCCCUCGCCGACGCCCAGCUGGAGCCGCCGGCGCCGCCGCGGACGCCCGACGAGGAAGCCAAAGACGACACGUCGGUGUCGUCGUACUCGGUGGUGAGCGCCAGCUCGCUGCCGUGCGAGGACAUGGCCGACGACGCCGUGCUGAUCGGUGGCGAGCAGAGGCAGGGCAGCACGCUCGACCUCGACUGGUCCAUCACCUUCGAGCAGGUGCUGGCGUCGCUGCUGACGGAGCCGGCGCUCGUCGRGUACUUCGAGAGGAAGACGGACAUUCAGGCCAAGAUGGCCGCCUGUAAGGCGCAGAGGGCCGUCGAGCGCCAGAUAAGCUCCGCCUCCGAACAGGAACUCGCCCAAAAUUCCAUUUGAUCACGUGUUUCUACCUCACCCCUUACAAGUAAUUGAUCGUCCAAUCAUGUGGUCAGCGUGUCUGAUGAUGUCGUUCUGAUAGAGACUCUGAUUGGCUGGUUGGUCCGACACAAUGAAGAAGAUCACUAACCUGUUACAUCAUCCUCAUCAUCACUAAGCAACUUCUUGCAGGGGUUUCACAGUAAAAGCUUCAAAAACAAUUGAUCUGUGGGCUUUUAUUGUGAAACAGAAGCAGGAAUUAUCACAGUAUUUGUUCUUGAUUCUGAGUUCUGACCCAGUUUCUUUGAUUCGAUUGUUGAUCUGUCAACAGGUGGACAGGUAACACACCUGCACCACACCCUCAGUCAGCUGAUUUACAUCCUUUUGUAUUUGAUUUUAAGAACGUAAUGACUGAAAAAAAAAAAAAAACAAGCUCAGUGUUUAUUCAGCCUUUUAUUUUGAAGAACUUUGUUCUGCUUCCUGUUUCUAAUCUGUUUACGCUUGUCAUCACUGUUUAUUUGUCUGCUUUUAAUCCUGUCAUUGAUCAAUUAUUGAUCUGUAGUCUGAWGUUCUAAUAAAAACUGAUCUUACAACAGAAA
This is a messenger RNA of Austrofundulus limnaeus, 3279 nucleotides long. RefSeq names its product TBC1 domain family member 9b (gene tbc1d9b). Gene Ontology annotation, molecular function: calcium ion binding. The record is from RefSeq and is a predicted model, not a curated record. NCBI's taxonomy places the organism in Eukaryota, Metazoa, Chordata, Actinopteri, Cyprinodontiformes, Rivulidae.